Messenger RNA from Triticum turgidum subsp. durum (durum wheat), 1227 nucleotides. NCBI's taxonomy places the organism in Eukaryota, Viridiplantae, Streptophyta, Magnoliopsida, Poales, Poaceae. The record is from the annotation of a GenBank genome assembly.
AUGUCGACGUUCGCCGGUGUGUCCGUCCUCGACGGCGACAAGCCGUGCUCUUGCGUAACGUCGGGCGUCGGCGCCGGUGCUGGCGCGAGCAGCGUGUACCACCUGCUCGUGGUCAAGGGCUACUCUGGUAUCAAAAAGGAGUUGCCCAACGGCGAGAGCUGGUGCACUGAUUUGUUCAGGGUGGGAGGCCAUGAGUAUUCCAUCGAGUACUAUCCUAACGGCGCAAACCCCAACUGUGCCGACUUCAUUUCGCUCGAUAUUACCCGUCUCUACGAGGAAGAUGUCGAAGAGGGUGUGGAGGCCAAGUUCAGUUUCAGUCUCGUCGACGACGUCGAGAAGCAGAUGCCGACGUACAUUCGUGCGACUCGUAAAACCCGUGACUUCCGCAGAUGUGAUCCUUGUUGGGGUUGCGACAAGUUCAUGAGAAGAUAUGCCCUUGAGCGAUCAGCCAGUCUAAAGUCUGAUUGUUUCACCAUCAGGUGUGAUAUUGUGGUGUGCAAGGACAACACCCCAGAUGCCACCGGCUCCGGCACCGGCACCGAGGUUCUCCUGCCUGACAUACACCAACAUUUUAGCAACCUCCUUCAGAAUAAGGUGGGUGCUGAUGUGACAUUCGAGGUCAGCGGCGAGACGUUCGCUGCACACCGGUGUGUGCUCGCUGCCAGGUCUGAAGUGUUCAUGGCGCAGCUCUUUGGCACCGCUACGCCCAGCGUCAUGCAGAUCACAGAUAUGGAAGCAAAAGUGUUCAGGGCUUUGCUUUGCUUCAUCUACACAGACUCGUGUCCUGAGAUGGAGAAGAACAGCAUGGAGGAGGAUGAAAUGCCAGGAGUUGUGGGACAAGGACAAGUAGAGGAAGUACUGGAGGAUAAAAUGUCAGAAGUUGAGGAACAAACACAAGAAGAGGCGGUAGAGGAUGAAAUUCUUAUGCAAUGGCUGCAGGACUUGUUUGUGGCGGCAGACAGAUACAAUCUCCAGCGGCUCAAGUUCAUAUGUGAAAAGCAGUUGUGUGAGCAUGUAGGUGUGAGCUCCGUGGCGUCCACUCUUGCUCUAGCCAAGCAGCACCACUGCCAUGGAUUGAAGGCGGCGUGCUUGAAGUUUAUCCAAGUCCUAUCUCCCUCGCGUUUGCAGACACUAAUGGCAACUGAUGGAUGGGGGCAUAUAGCAACGACAUACCCCUCUGUUUUGUACGAGCUCAUUGCCAUCCUUGCGUCAAACCAGCGGAAAUGA